AUGGGCGACCGGUGCCCGAAUGGCACACGUCGGCCAAAGUACGCUCUGAUCUCAUCUCAGCCGACUGAACAGCUGCAGGCCCGAAUCCGGCAGCUGGAGGGUGCUCUGCGAAACCAUGGCAUUGCUCUUCCGCGCGACCCCGACGCUGACGACUCGGGCUCAGACCUCGGCUCGUCCGCGAGUGCGACAAGCGCCACGGCGUCCUCGGCGAGCGGAAGCUCACACUCGCACUCACACUCCUGGCUCGGGGGCGUGCACCACGGGCACGGCCACCUCCUGACGGCGCAGAACCUCUCGGCGCAGAACCACUCCCAGCUUGGCGGAACCACGGGCGGGCUCGACGCGCUCGCCAUCUCCGACGUGCCGAUGAACAUGCCGCUGCACAUGGAGUACACGCCCCCGGGCAGCCUCCCUACCUCUCUCGAGCAGGAGAUGAACGGCGGCUUCCCUGUCGGCGACGAAUGGUUCUCCGUCCUCCAGCACCGUGUCCGUGAAUGCGGCGGGCAGCAGCAGGGCGACGGUGAGACGGUGCUCCGCCCCUCCGCUGACGGGCGGUACGGCACGGGACACGGGUUCGGCUACGAGGUACACGAAGAGGAGGGCGGUGUUACGCCCGGCGGAGUCGGCAACAACUUUGCGACGCUCGUGAACCAGCUGCCCUCGCGCGACAUGGCGGUGACCCUGCUGGGAAUGUACUGGCGCCACUAUGCGUGGUCGCACGACGUGGUCCCGCACGACGAGCUCGCGCGCCUCCUCGAGGGCUUCUACAACUCUCCCCCCACGCCAAUCUGGACGGACACGACGCACCCGCACCGCCUAGCGCUGCUCUACGCCGUGCUGGGCAUGGGCGGUAUGUUUGCGCCCAAGAUCGACCCGCCAGUGCAGCACGAGCGCUACUUCCGUCUCGCGGGCGAGUGUCUGCGUGUGACGACGAGCCACACGGUCGCCGCCGCGCAGUGCCUGCACAUCCUCAUCAACUACAGCCUGUACAGCGACCCAUCGGAGGGCGCGCGGCAGUGCAGCCCCGUGUUUGGCGAGACGAUGCGGAUCAUGCAGAGCAUGGGUCUGCAUCGCGGACGAUCCCUCGAGGCCCCCAACGUCUUCUGGGAGGUCCUCGUUGAGGACGCCAUUCUCGCGCACGUCCAGGGACGCCCCGGUGGUCUUCCCCUCAAGCAGUUCGACGUCCCUAUGCCCCAGGACAGCGAGUUCAACAAGUGCAAGUUUGGCUUUGCCAAGUUGGCUAAUGAUCCUAUGGGUGCGGGGCAGCGAGCCACUCCCGGCGGCAGUGACGAUGCUGCGCAGCUGCGUAUCCAGCUGCGUAGGUCAACUCCCACGCCUCAUUCAUACCGGGUGAUACCGCAUCUUCGUUCCCCAUUCCCCCACUUCGACCCAAGAUCCGGCGGCUCCUCGCAUGAAUGUCGGAUGGCUCUCCAAAUCACAAUGUCCGGCGCCAAGGUGCCGCACGACGAAGUAUGGCCGAUCUACGAGCGUCUCAUCGACUUCGAGGCCGUGAUGCCGUUCAACUUCAAGUGUCGCGCAAGCGUGGUCGCGGGCGGAAACCCCGAGAACACGGCUCCGGCCGUGGACCCGGAGAACGCUCCGUUGACAUUACAGCAGCACGCGCUGGCGAGCGCGAUGAGCGCGGUCAUCCUCUCGAUCCUUAGGCCAUACACAGACCAGGCGACUGCGUUCUCGGCCCUGUUGCGCAGGUGCAACAUGAUGAUUGCGACGUCGCUGAGUCUGUUCUCCGUCAUGCCCGAAGUGGCAAAGACACACUGGUUCAUGCGGUACUAUGCCACCAUUGCUGCGGUCACACUCACGUCCGUGGCUAUCACCGCACCCAAGUCCCCCCUCGCGCGCGCGACCAUGAUCCAGGUCCAGGCUGUUUGUGACCUGCUCCAGAACCUGGGCGAUCCGGCCUUUGUCCUCCUCGACCACCUCAGGCAAUUGGCGAUUGCAAACGUGUAUGGCGCACCUCAGGCCAGGCUCGUGCUCGAGGUCGGCGAAAAGUCGCGCGGCAGGAAGGGUCCAGGGGACGCGGCGUUCGAUGCGCUGCGCGCUGCUUGGCCGGCUGACUGUGGGCAUGAUCGGACGGGUAUCGACUGGCCGACUAUUGCCAAGAGCCUCGCUAUUGAUCUGGUCUGA
Molecule: messenger RNA, 2145 nt
Organism: Trichosporon asahii var. asahii CBS 2479
Lineage: Eukaryota; Fungi; Basidiomycota; Tremellomycetes; Trichosporonales; Trichosporonaceae
Exons: 5
Coding region: 1-2145 (714 amino acids)
Biological process (GO): DNA-templated transcription
Molecular function (GO): DNA binding; zinc ion binding
Source: RefSeq, a predicted model, not a curated record